Messenger RNA from Trichechus manatus latirostris (Florida manatee), 2331 nucleotides. It is a transcript of the gene SLC4A1AP, whose product is annotated as solute carrier family 4 member 1 adaptor protein. The coding region runs from base 109 to 2331 and encodes 740 amino acids. NCBI's taxonomy places the organism in Eukaryota, Metazoa, Chordata, Mammalia, Sirenia, Trichechidae. Gene Ontology annotation, molecular function: mRNA binding; protein binding. The transcript is spliced from 14 exons. The record is from RefSeq and is a predicted model, not a curated record.
ACCCAAAGAAGCCGUUGGGAGCUGGGGAGAAGGAGGCGUGAAGAGGAACGUAGCGACCGACGGGUGAGGUUUCCCUGGAACAGAUUUCGAGACGUCACCCGGUUGAGUAUGGCUGAUUUCUUCUCUCAGUCAGAGCCGCUGGCUCCGCUAGAACUCAACCGAGACUUCAAGAAGCCAGCCCUGCCGGUGCCCCCGGCGGUGCAGGUGAAGGUUCCGGUCACUAAUCCUUCAAACCCUGAGGAGGUGAAGAAAGAAAGGCCCACGGCGCUGCUGGACACUGAUUCCGCGGAGCCCGACGUCUCGCCAGCCCCGCCUGACAGCGGGGAGACUAGGGGUCCACAGGAGGAGAAGCUGCGUCCCCUCACAGCGGCUUCUUCCCCUGGCGGCCCAUCCCGAGCGCCUGCCUACCAAGAGCCGCCUUGGGGCGGCCCGGCCACAGCCCCCUACAGCCUAGAGAUCCUGAAGGGCGGCAUCAUUCUUGGCACCCGUAGCUUGAAAGGGGCGAGUCGCUGUCUUUUCGGGCGGCUGUCUAGCUGCGACGUGUGCCUGGAGCACCCUUCGGUGUCUCGGUACCACGCCGUGCUACAGCACAGGGUGUCGGGGCCUGACGGAGAAUGCGGCGGCCACGGGCCCGGCUUCUACCUCUACGAUCUGGGAAGCACCCAUGGCAGUUUUCUCAACAAAACCCGCAUCCCACCCCGCACCUAUUGUCGGGUCCACGUCGGACAUGUUCUUCGCUUUGGAGGCAGCACCCGGCUCUUUAUUCUGCAGGGACCAGAGGAAGACCGAGAGGCGGAAUCUGAGUUAACUGUAACACAGUUGAAGGAAUUGCGCAAGCAGAAACAAAUGAUGUUGGAGAAGGAGAUGUUAGGAGAAGACUCAGAUGAAGAAGAGGAAAUGGAUACCACCGAAGGGAAGAGAAAUACUAGUAGUCAAGAUGAUGAGAUGGGCUGCACCUGGGGAAUGGGAGAAGAUGCUGUAGAGGAUGAGGCUGAAGAGAACCCUAUUGUCUUAGAAUUUCAGCAGGAAAGAGAGGCCUUUUAUAUAAAGGAUCCAAAAAAGGCUCUCCAAGGUUUUUUUGACCGAGAAGGAGAAGAAUUAGAAUAUGAAUUUGAUGAACAAGGACACAGUACUUGGCUCUGCAGGGUGAGGUUACCUGUGGAUGAUUCAACUGGAAAACAACUGGUAGCUGAGGCCAUUCACUCAGGAAAGAAGAAGGAAGCACUGAUCCAGUGCUCCCUGGAAGCUUGUCGGAUCCUUGAUACUUUGGGAUUGUUGCGUCAGGAGGCAGUAUCUCGGAAGAGGAAAGCCAAGAACUGGGAGGAUGAAGACUUUUAUGACAGUGAUGAUGACACAUUCCUUGAUCGGACUGGCCUGGUAGAGAAGAAGCGUCUGAACCGAAUGAAGAAGGCUGGAAAGAUUGAUGAGAAACCAGAGACCUUUGAAUCAUUGGUUGCAAAGUUAAAUGAUGCUGAAAGAGAACUCAAUGAAAUUUCUGAAAGGCUGAAAGCCUCAAGCAAAGGUCUGUCAGAGUCACCGUCUCAGGAUUCUUUAGAUGCAUUCAUGUCAGAAAUGAAAUCAGGGAGUGCAUUAGAUGGUGUGUCCCGGAAAAAACUUCACUUGAGAACCUUUGAACUGAGGAAAGAACAGCAAAGACUUAAAGGGUUGAUAAAAAUUGUAAAGCCAGCAGAGAUUCCAGAACUAAAAAAGACCGAAAAUCAGACCACAGAUUCAGAAAACAAAGCUAAAAAGCUUACAUUGCCUCUCUUUGGUGCCAUGAAAGGGGGAAGCAAAUUUAAACUAAAAACUGGAGCAGUAGGGAAGUUACCCCCCAAACGUCCAGAACUCCCUCCAGCUCUAAUGAGAAUGAAAGAUGAGCCUGAAGUAGAAGAAGAAGAGGAAGAGGAGGAGGAGGAAGAGGAGGUGAAGAAGUGUGAAAAGAAAAAAAUGGAGGAUGGAAGCAGUGGGCUGCAGCAGGAGAUAGAGCCAGAAGCAGCAGUCCAGGAAAUGAGUCCUCCCACAGACUUCACGUGUUCUAAACAAACAAAAGACCAUGAAAGCAUGUCUCAACUCAGCCAGGUGGCGUGGAAUGAAGAUGACCAAGAGACUAGUGAAACAGCUCCAUCACUGCAGGAGCCCUCAGCAUUAAAGAAUGAAUGUGAGAAAAGCAGAGAUGAAUUGAAGAAAAAGAAAGCUGCAGGUCCAAGCAAGCGUCCACCAACACUUUCCUCCAAAUAUCCAGAAGAUGAUCCAGACUACUGUGUAUGGGUCCCACCUGAAGGCCAAAGUGGUGACGGCAGGACCCAUCUUAAUGACAAGUAUGGCUAUUGA